Molecule: messenger RNA, 1188 nt
Organism: Cryptococcus wingfieldii CBS 7118
Lineage: Eukaryota; Fungi; Basidiomycota; Tremellomycetes; Tremellales; Cryptococcaceae
Exons: 4
Coding region: 1-1188 (395 amino acids)
Source: RefSeq, a predicted model, not a curated record
AUGAAUGAAGACCAGGAAUCAGAAAAUGAAGGCAGAGGUGGUGAUCUCGUCAUUGACGACGAACCAAGAGGCGAAGAUGUGGAAGAUGAUAUCGAGCAGCGGUCGCAGCAGAUGAGCUCUCAGGGUCUCAGACACGGUGUCUCUGGUGGCAAUUUGUUGGUAGCUGGUGAUGAGAGAGGCAAUGUGAGUGUCAUGGUGUCGAAGACGAGCAAGACAUCGCUCACACGUUUAAGCGAAACUCCGCCGAGCCACCCAAUUCUCAAAUGCAGCACCGCCCACCACCCUCGCUCAGCCAAGCUCCCAGCACUGUCGACUCUCCCAGAUGCGAACGACUCGGAUGCGGAAGACGAGAGAGCAGGGGAGGUCGUUCCUGGAGAUGAAGAGAUGAAAACCAAGCCUCCGGCGACUCGGAUCAAAGUGGUGAUGGUGAAAGUGAUGGUGGGGAUGGAAGCAGUGGAGACGAAAGCGAUGACUCUAGCGAGCGGCUACACUGUCGAUGACCAGACCGCCCGUGAGAGGCUCAUGCUGUACAAUUGGAAAGUCCAGAAUAAUGUUACCCGGAAGGCUUUCGACAACCUGCCCCUACCAAGCAUGUCUGGUUACUCAUCGAAGCGGGCUGCAGCCGACUUGGAUAGCCUCCUGCCUGCAAAACGCUUUUCGGAUGACAGACUCACCAUGAAGUAUGACCGUUGUCCCGCAAACCACAUCUCGUACACGGGUCCCCAUUCCGAGAAAGAAGAGUGUCCAAAGUGCAAAGCCCCAAGGAAAAUCAACGGCAAAGCAUCAGCACAAUGGGAGUAUAUCCUGCUCAAACCUCGACUGCAGCUUCUCUUCCACCAUCCCCAGAGAAACGAGCACGAAAUCGGCCUGUCAAUCUUCAGCAAAAAAACCAUUUGCUUUGGCCAGCUCUUAAACGUUAUAACCGUUGAGCUCCCAUCACAUCCCUCGACUCCCCAGGACGGCCCCCCUAAAACUUUUAUUCUGGCUCACCUCAGGCGAGCUGCCACCACAAAGCAAAAGAUCGGUACUAGGCAAUGGUACUGGUAUGAGGGUUUUGCUGCCGAAGAGCUUGUGGAUCUUGGAUCUGUCAACGAGCUGGUGGGGAGGGUGAAGAGUUUGCGGAAGCCCAGGAGGAUUUAUAUCAUUGACAGGGGCACUGAAGCCAGCAGAGUGGAUAUUGUCAUGUGA